Molecule: messenger RNA, 576 nt
Organism: Limanda limanda (common dab)
Lineage: Eukaryota; Metazoa; Chordata; Actinopteri; Pleuronectiformes; Pleuronectidae
Product: Golgi-associated plant pathogenesis-related protein 1-like
Exons: 7
Coding region: 1-576 (191 amino acids)
Cellular component (GO): extracellular region
Source: RefSeq, a predicted model, not a curated record
AUGCAGGAGCUCGGCAUCGCCAUCGUGCCAGCCCUCACAACCACAGACAUAAUGGCAGAUGAAAGCUUUCAGAAGGAGUUCCUGGAGACUCACAAUGCCUACAGGGCGAUACAUGGUGCGCCGCCACUGACGCUCAGUAGCGACAUGAAUGAUUCAUCUCAGAAAUGGGCCGAUCACUUGCUGGAGCUUGGUGUCUUCCAACACAGCGACACAAAGAAUGGAGAGAACAUCUACCACAUAUUGGGCUCUGGGGCCAUGACAGGGAAAGGAGCUGUGGAUGCGUGGUACAGUGAGAUCAAAGACUACAACUGGAGCAGUCCUGGGUUCGGCAUGAACACUGGGCAUUUUACUCAGGUGGUUUGGAAAGAAACCACUAAACUGGGCGUGGGUGUCGCCUCUGUUGGUACCAAUGUCUAUGUGGUUGCCCAAUAUUCUCCACCCGGCAACAUGAACAUGCCGGGAUACUUCGAGAAAAACGUCCUUGAGAAAGGUAGUGGACAAGUGGGGAAAGGAACAGGCAGCAGCCCCAGUGGGGAUUCUGAAAAGAGCAAAAGGAAAUGUUGCACACUGCUAUAG